Molecule: messenger RNA, 3628 nt
Organism: Poeciliopsis prolifica (blackstripe livebearer)
Lineage: Eukaryota; Metazoa; Chordata; Actinopteri; Cyprinodontiformes; Poeciliidae
Gene: mfsd1
Product: major facilitator superfamily domain containing 1
Exons: 16
Coding region: 16-1428 (470 amino acids)
Biological process (GO): transmembrane transport
Cellular component (GO): lysosome
Molecular function (GO): transmembrane transporter activity
Source: RefSeq, a predicted model, not a curated record
AACAACGGCUGAAACAUGGCGGACUCCGAGGACCGGUGGGCGCUGCUGGGAGGCGAAAACGAAGGGCCGCUCGCCGGUCGACAGGAACCCGGCGGCCCCGAGAGAACCAUGUCCGCCAUCUGCGACCCGAGCCGCCUCCCGCACCGAGUGGUCGUCCUGGUCUUCAUGUGCUUCCUGGGAUUCGGGAGCUACUUCUGUUAUGACAACCCAGCAGCGCUUCAAACACAAGUCAUACAGGACAUGAACUUGAACACUGCUCAGUUCAUGCAGCUGUACGCCUGGUAUUCCUGGCCAAAUGUGGUCCUCUGCUUCUUGGGAGGAUUUCUCAUCGACCGGGUUUUUGGCAUCAGGCUCGGAACCAUCAUCUUUUCCCUGUUUGUAUGUGUUGGACAGGUAAUAUUUGCGGCUGGAGCGUGGGCCAAUUAUUUUUGGCUAAUGGAAGCUGGACGCUUUGUGUUUGGUAUUGGCGGAGAGUCCCUAGCCGUGGCCCAAAAUACGUAUGCGGUGAACUGGUUCAAAGGCAAGGAGCUCAAUCUGGUCUUUGGUCUUCAGCUCAGCAUGGCUCGACUGGGCAGCACAGUGAACAUGAACAUCAUGGGUUGGGUGUACAGUAAAGUCGCAGGGGCUGUUGGUUCCUCUGGACACACGACGCUCGGGAUAUCACUCAUGAUAGCGGCUGGAACCUGUGUGUUUUCUCUAAUCUGUGCCUUGGUGCUGGCAUUUUUUGAUAAGAGAGCAGAGAGGAUCCUGAACAAGGAACAGGGAAAAACGGGUGAAGUUAUAAAACUCACUGAUGUGAAAGAUUUCUCCUUGUCCCUGUGGCUCAUCUUCAUCAUUUGUGUGUUUUACUAUGUCGCCAUUUUCCCCUUUAUUGGACAGGGCCAGGUAUUCUUUAUUGAAAAAUUCGACUUCUCCCCAGCACAGGCUAGAGCUGUCAACAGCAUUGUGUACAUCAUCUCGGCUCCCGCGUCUCCAAUUCUCGGCUUUAUUGUCGAUAAGACUGGGAGAAAUAUUGGCUGGGUCUUUGCCGCUGUCGUCGCAACGCUCUGUGCUCACAUGAUGUUGGCCUUCACCUUCUGGAACCCGUGGAUUGCUAUGUCCCUGCUGGGCCUCUCAUACUCUCUGCUGGCCUGUGCACUGUGGCCCAUGGUGGCCUUCGUUGUGCCUGAGCAUCAACUGGGAACAGCCUAUGGCUUCAUGCAGUCCAUCCAGAACUUGGGGCUUGCCGUCAUUGCGAUCGGAGUCGGAGUCAUUGUGGAUAUAAGAGGAUACCUGGUGUUGGAAGUGUUUUUCUGUGCCUGCAUUUGCAUCGCGCUGAUGGCAGUGGUGGGGUUGUACUUUGUGGAUUAUCUUAAAGGUGAAGGUUUGAACCGGUCAGCUGCAGCCAGAGCCAAACUCCAGAAGGAGACGACUACAGAUGCAGAAUGAUGCUGAGCGAACACACAUGGUCCUGGGCUUCAGAACCAGCAGGUUGCACUGUCCACCCCAGAGCUUUCAGUCUGCGGCCAAUUGGACGGGACUGCGGUUCUGGCUCCGCCCAGUGACGUCAUCUGUGGCUCUUCGCACCUGAACUGACUGGCUGUUGCUUAACCCCAUGUUGAUAUAAGGACUCUGAUGAAUGACAAAUCUCAGUUUGGACAUAACUACAACUUCUUCUCACCUGACUGCAGUUCCACCUGCUCUUCAUAACAACUAACGUGUGUAUGUGUGUGGGGCGUGUGUGUGCGUGUGCACGCGUGUGUGUGUGCAGCAUGAAGUUUCUUAACGGCUAGAAACUUAAAGUUUUUAAAAAACUGUCAAGGGGAAUGGUGCUUUUAUAUCUUUUUUUAAAAAAAACCUUGAUUUAUUAUUAUUUUUUGGUUUUAAAUCAGAAAGUAAGGAUCCUAUUUCAGUUCAUGCAAACUUUUGGGUAUUAUGUUUCCAGAAGAACUUGUUUAGCUUAUCGCAUGUCAGCGUUAUCACUGCCAAACCAAACUCUCAUAAUGCAGUCGGCGCUCUUUUAUUUUUUUCUCGCUGUAAGCUUUAGUCAGAUGCAUCAUUGACCUUUUACUGUUUAAGCUUUAUUGCUCGGUUAUUUUAUUCCCUGAACGGUUUAACCGCUUUUCAAUGAGCUAUGAAGUUCAUAAGAGUUAAUUUUCUGUCGCAUUAUCAUCUAUUAAUGUGCAGAUAUAAAAAAAAAAAAAAAGCCCCGCUUUCAAAUGCAUUUAACUGUGCAAUGAUGCUCAGCUUCAGCGUCUGUAGACGCAUUUUUUAAAGUGACCUUUUUUAAUAAUCUUUUUUUUUAUCUUAAAGAUUAAAAUUUUUCAUAGAUAUUUGUCGUUUAAACUCAGGUGAUUAAGUUGAGGUUCGGAGCGCUUUCCGAAAUUCCUGCUUGCUUCAGACUGUUUGUGCUCUUGGCUUUAACAAAAUGCGUUAUGGCCACGUAGCUGGAGAUUAUAGUCUCCGUUUGCUUAUCGCAGUUGCAGACACGGCCCAGUUGGUGAUUCUCACCCUAAUGGCGCAUUUUAACGUUAAAACAAAAAUAUCUGCCUUGGCCAAAUUGAAAGUGGAGAAAAAAUCUAUUUUGUACACAUUGAUUGUGGUCAAUGAAUAUUUUAUCUAAAUACAUUUUUAAAAAGUGUAACAAAACACUUUGCUAGCUGGAGGAAAAAGACACUGGAAGUGAUCAAAUUAAGACAAAAAAAAAUGAAAACAAUGUAUUAAAAAAAAAAAUGUAAAAAACACAUGAAGGUCAAAGCAUUUCUGACAGAAAUGGAUAUAAUGAAAAAUUAUUUAAAUAGUGAGAAUAAUGGAACAAAUGACUAAGUUUUACUUUUAAAACUUGAAAACCAAAACCACUUGGGCACUUUUGCUAUCAUCUCAAAAUCAAAAAAACUACUCAUCAGUCUGCUGUCAAUCAAAUGUUACUGUAGUUCAUACAAUCAAGGUUUUACAAAAGUUAAACAGAUACUAGUAGUAGGUCAGCUGGAAUAUUGAGACUCAAAUCAGAAGCCAGGAAGUGCCACAGACAGAUAUAAUUUGAGAACAUUACAAUUUUGGUUAAAAUUAAGUUUUAACCAUUUAGAAAAAAACUUGUUUUCACAAAAAAUGUCUGCCAGUAUAAAUAAGUGACGAGAACACAAAGAUCAGAUUUCACGAGAGAAAUGACCAUGAAAAGGUAUCUGACUGCAUCUGUUGCAAAUGCGUUCCCCAUUCUUCGCGAUGCAAGGAGGAGACUUUUGUGUUAAAUUUAGCUGCUGAUUUGUGUAAAUAUGGGUGAGAAAUGAUGAAUUAUGCAAGAUUUGUUGAAGCAAAACAACCAUUAAAGUGGAAUUUUCAUCAUGAAUUAAAUAUUAUCCAAUCUAAAAACUAAGUUUGAAAACUGAACGGAGUUGGAAGACCGUAAACAAAAUGAGACCAAAACACAAUUAAUGAAAAACUAAACUUCCACAAGUAAAAGCCAGGCUACAAAGGCAACUUUUACAAAAAAAACCCCUCAAAUCUAGUGACUCUUAGAGGCUGUUUUGCUUGCUACAUUUAACUGUUAAUUCACUGAAAUUAUCUGAGAAGUACCAAUUGUACAAUGUUUGAAGAAGCAAACACAACCAAGUGCAAUGACAUUUUUAAUAAACAUAAAUUAUUUGUUAAA